This is a messenger RNA of Hippoglossus stenolepis (Pacific halibut), 8591 nucleotides long. It is a transcript of the gene itgb4, whose product is annotated as integrin, beta 4. Bases 526 to 6516 code for a protein of 1996 amino acids. The record is from RefSeq and is a predicted model, not a curated record. The transcript is spliced from 42 exons. NCBI's taxonomy places the organism in Eukaryota, Metazoa, Chordata, Actinopteri, Pleuronectiformes, Pleuronectidae. Gene Ontology annotation, molecular function: integrin binding. Gene Ontology annotation, cellular component: focal adhesion; membrane; cell surface. Gene Ontology annotation, biological process: cell communication; cell adhesion mediated by integrin; cell migration.
GAAAGUGUUUGUGUGUGUGUGUGUGUGUGUGUGUGUGUGUGAGUGUGAGUGUGAGAGAGAGAGAGAGAGAGAGAGAGAGUGCCUGUGUGUGUGUGCGUGUGCGUGUGUGUGUGAGUGCGCAGAAGCUGAAGGAGGGAUCAAGUCACAACACACAGUUGCAUUCACUCAGUUGCUGAGUCUCACUGUCAUUCAUGUCGCUCUCCUUAAAAACUCUUGCACACACACUCACAGACUCACACACACACUGGACUUUAAGGUUGAAUAAGUAACUAUUUGACCAGGAAGGAAGAAAAGAUAGACAAUAGAAAGACUGGAAAUAUUUUUGUCUCUUUCUUUCUUUCUUUUUUAAACUUUAAACUUGGACACAAGGACUUUACUUUUUCAGCACAGGUGGAUACAAACCUUUUUCUAAACUUUUUUGUGGGUCAAACCAAGCAAAAAGGACACAGUUUCUUGUUCUGUUUUUUUUAUUUACGGUUGGACUUUUGGACUUGGUCUGGGUGAGAGCACAGUAAGAGGAAGGAGAUGGGGAGAUGGGUGUUAUAUCUCUCAGUGGGGCUUGGGCUUCUAGCCAUCCUGUUGACCUCCUGUUAUGCUGAAGAGAACUACUGCUUCAAGGCCCGGGACAAGAGCUGCUCCGAGUGCCUGCAGGCUGGGAAAGACUGCGCCUACUGCCCUGAUGAGAACUUUGACGGCCCGCGCUGUGACCUGUAUGAAAACAUACGCACCCACGGCUGCAGUGGUGCGGCUCUUAUCACAGCUAAAAGCGAAAGGAUUGUGAUGAGGGCACAACAGAUCAACAUGAAGCACAGUCAGUCUCAGGUGUCUCCACAGCGGAUGAGCAUGAGCUUCCUUCCAGGAGAGGAGAAGGUGGUGGACGUGGACGUGUUUUCUCCGACCAAAGGUCCUCUGGAUCUUUAUAUUCUUAUGGAUUUCUCCAACUCCAUGGCUGAUGAUUUGGCCAACUUGAAGAAGAUGGGCAAUGAGCUAUCUCGGUUGAUUGGGAACCUGUCAAAUGACCCCACCAUUGGCUUUGGGAAGUUUGUUGACAAAGUGAUUGAGCCCCAGACGGACAUGAGACCCUCCAAACUUAAAACGCCAUGGCCCGACAGUGACCCUCCAUUCUCCUUCCAAAACGUCAUCAAGCUGACCAAAGAUGUGAACGAAUUCACCUCAAAGCUCCAGAAGGAGAAAAUAUCUGGCAACCUGGACGCUCCUGAAGGAGGGUUUGACGCCAUAUUGCAGGCUGCAGUUUGUGGGAAUAGAAUCGGUUGGCGAAACCACAGCACACAUCUCCUGGUUUUCUCCACCGAGUCAGCCUUCCACUACGAGGCAGAUGGCGCUAACGUACUGUCCGGCAUCCUGCCACGCAACGACGAACGCUGCCACCUGGACGCAGUGGGCAAAUACACAGAGGAUACCAAACAGGAUUACCCAUCAAUACCCACGCUGGUCCGCGUGCUUGGCAAACACAACAUCAUCCCCAUAUUUGCUGUUACCAACCACUCAUACACGUACUACAAGAAACUUCAGGAAUAUUUCCCCAUUGCUGAGGUUGGUCUGCUGCAAGAGGAUUCCUCUAACAUCCUGGAGGUCAUGGAGACCGCCUUCAAGAAUAUCCGUUCCAAGAUGAGCAUCCAUACGGAGGAGACACCCAAAGCGUUCAAGUCUCAGUUCAUGACGACCGAGGGACAACUUUCAGAAUACGGGAACUUUAAUUUCCAGCCUGGAGAAAUUGGUAGGUUCAAGAUGCGUCUCAAAGCCCAGAGGAUGAUUGACGAAACGCCUGUCUGCCAGACUAAUCAGGAAGAUAAGGAGGGGACGAUGAGAGUCAAGCCCACCACCUUCAAUAACGCUUUCAGCAUUGAGGCCUCGAUUCUGUGUCCGACCUGCGAAUGUGAGAAGACUCCCGUCCUUAAAUCAGCCAAAUGCCACAGCAAUGGAGACAUGAGGUGUGGGAAGUGUCAGUGUUUUGAUGGCUGGUUGGGUGCAUUCUGUAACUGCUCAGUGAGUUCUUCAGCUCAGGACACCAGCCGGUGCAAAAUCCCGGGCAAUACGGAGCCUUGUUCAGGUCGCGGGGAGUGCAAGCAGUGUGGAGGCUGUGUGUGCUCCAACCCAGAUCAGUUUGAGGGACCAUACUGUCAGUACGACAAGACCCAGUGUCCACGAUCUGGAGGCUUCCUCUGCAACGACCGUGGCACUUGCUCGAUGGGUAGCUGUGUAUGUGGAAAAGGCUGGAGUGGAAAAGCCUGCGAGUGUACCAAUAGCAACCAGACCUGUCUGGACAACAAGGGGGGUAUCUGCAAUGGGGUAGCUAAAUGUGUCUGCGGUCGCUGUCAGUGCAACAACACUGGCGUGGAGAUGACUUCGACCUGUGAGCCAAAUUUCCAGGCCCAGCUGGGCGUGUGUGAGGGUACAAGGGAUUGUGUCCAGUGUCAAGCCUGGAAGACGGGAAAGAAGGAGGACUGUAAGAACUGCCCCUUCAAAAUUACCAUGGUGGAUGAACUCAAAGAAGCGGACAAAGUGCUUGAUUCGUGCAGUUUCCGUGACGAAGAUGAUGACUGUACCUACCACUACACUGCUGAGAACCCCACAGAUUCAAAAAAUGGAAUCUUGGACGUCCAAGUGCUCAAAAAGAAAGAUUGUCCCGCUGCCAGCCUCCUGUGGCUGCUGCCUCUCCUCUUGUUCCUGUUGUUACUGUUGGCACUCCUGCUGCUCUGCUGCUGGAAAUACUGUGCCUGCUGCAAAACCUGCUGCCAGAGCUGUCUUGCCCUGCUGCCUUGUUGUAGGAAAGGUCGCAUGGUCGGCUUCAAGGAAGAUGAGUAUUUGCUCCGCCAGUCUCUGCUCACCUCAGACCAUCUGGACACGCCAAUGGUGAGGACUGGUCCACCCAAAGGGACUGAUGUGGUUCGCUGGAAGGUGACAGAUAAUGUACACAGAGGACCCAAUCACCCCCAGGCUCUGAUGAAGCCAAAUCCUAAAGAGACUAUCCAGUUCCCACUCUCCGUCCGGCUGAACAGGCUGUUCUCUGAAAUCCUGUCCCGCCCUGAAUCCAAAGAAGCAGAUCAGCUCCGCAAAGAAGCGGCCGAUAACCUCAAUGAGGUGUACAAACAGAUUCCUGGGGCCCAGAAGGUGCAGAAGACCGCUUUCAGAAUGCAGAGAAAUGCUGGAAAAAGGCAGGACUACACCAUCAUGGACACUGUCUUGUCCGCUCCUCGUAGCAGCUUUCCUGAUAUUGUUAAACUCACAGAGAAAAAUGUCCAGUCUGGAAACUUCCAAGACCUCAAGGUGGUGCCUGGCUACUACACUGUGGCCACAGACAGAGAGGCUUCGGGAGCCAUCGAGUUCCAGGAAGGUGUGGAGUCAGUAGACGUUCAUGUGCCGCUCUUUGUCAAAGAAGAAGACGAUGACAAGAAGCAGCUGCUUGUGGAGGCUGCGGAUGUGCCGCUAGGCAUUGCUGAGAUCGGAAAACGUUUGGUCAACAUCACCAUCAUCAAAGAGCAUGCCACCAGUGUGUUCUCGUUCCUCCAGCCGGCCUACACAUACAGCAGACAGGAUGGAGUGGCCAACAUUCCAAUCAGCAGGGAGAUCAUUGAGGAUGGACGAACACAGGUCACAUACCGCUCACGGGAUCUCACAGCCAAGGACAAAAAGGACUAUAUAACUGUGGAAGGAGACCUGACCUAUGUUCCUGGUGAGACCCAGAAGACAGUUCCUGUUCGUCUGCUGGAGCUGGUUGAGAAAGAUGGCCUCCUCGAAGACAAACAGGUCAAGCAGUUUGUCAUGGACCUCAGUAACCCACGGCAGGGAGCGAAGCUGGGGCGCUACCCGAGAACUACUGUCACCAUCGCAGACCAGCCAGAGCCCAGCGUGAUGAUGUUCAAAAAGGGCACCCAGAACUUCUCCACAUUUGACCCGACCUACACCAUUCCUGUGGUGCGUACUCGAAACCCGGAUAGCCCCGCCACAGUGAAAUGGCGUACAAAGAAGGCCCAGCGCUUCGAUCUCUCUGGCCUUCUGAAGUUUGGUCCUGGAGAAACAGAGAAGAACAUAGUGAUCGACCCGCAAAACCAUCCUGGUCCAAUCCAGCCUGAGACUUUCCAUCUGGAGCUGUUCGACCCAAGUAGCAAUGCUUCUAUUGGAGAGAGGAAGACCACCCUUGUCAAUGUCACAGAAGAAGCUCUCCUUCCAUCAAGUCCUGGGAUCGCCAACAUGUUGCAGAAGAACUCCGCCGGCACGAAAGGCUUGCCCCCUGGUGGUCUCCUUCUCGCUCCAGGAAACCCUGAAGCCAAAGCAACUGGACCCAGAAAUAUUCACCUGAACUGGGACCCACCACCUGGUAACCCAAUGGGUUACAAGGUGAAGUACUGGAUUUACGGCGACCCAGAGAAAGACGCCCAGGUCUUGGAUGUGAAGACGCCUCAAGCUGAGUUGACCAACCUCUACCCCUAUUGCGACUACGAGAUGCGAGUGUGCGCCUAUAAUUCAAUGGGAGAAGGCUACAAUACAGACAUGAUUGCCUGUCAGACCCUGGAAGACGUGCCUGGUGAACCAGGACGUUUGGCCUUUAACGUCAUCAGCCGGACUGUCACUCAGGUCAGCUGGGGGGAGCCCGCAGAGACAAACGGCAACAUCACAGCCUACGAGGUCAUCUACACACCCAUCGAUGAUAACCUGAAGCCGGUGGGCGCCGCCAAGAAAGUAAAGAUCGACAACCCCAAGAAACGAAUGCUGUUGAUCGAGAACCUUCAGAGCGCCCAAACCUACCAGUACAAGGUCCGUGCCAAGAAUAGUGUGGGCUGGGGUCCCUUCAGAGAUGCUUCCAUCAACCUUGCAUCACAGCCUACCAGACCACUGUCCAUUCCCAUUAUUCCAGACAUCCCUAUUGUGGAUGCAGAGGCAGGAGACGAGUACGACGGCUACCUGAUGUACAGCAACGAGGUGAUGAAGUCCCCUGGAGGCUCCAAGACUCCCAGCGUCUCUGGUGAUGAUUUCGGGAUGAAUGGGAAGUGGGAUCAGAACUUCCUUUUCCCGGGGGGAUCAGCGACACGCAACCUGUCAGCUUCAUCCUCUCCUAUGUCCACCCUGAGCUCGAACUACAGAGCAGGAGGCGGCUCCUUCACCACAGACACAUCCACCACCUACAUGUCCGGAGCAGGAGGCUCUCGCAGGAUGGAUAUGAUUGGGGGUGGAGUACAUACAUCGGAAGUCAUCAUGAGGAAGCGCUCGGAGUCCAGGGGAUACGCAGAAGAGAACAUCCGGGACUCAAUUGUCAUGGGAGAUGUGUCGGGCAAAUUUCCAGAUCUGGGUGGUUUCGGCUACACUGGGAUGCAGAGCAGCUCUCAGAGUCAGUUCAGCUACAGCCUGCCUCAGGUUUCCAGGUCCAGGACCCAGUCUUCAGAUGUCAACGAAGCCUUAUAUAGUCUGGACAGGGUGCUCCAGGAUCAACGACUUUCCCCUGGGGUCCCAGACACCCCCAGCAGACUGGUGUUCUCCGCUCUGGGUCCCACUGCCCUCAAGGUCAGCUGGCAGGAGCCCCACUGUGAGAAAGAACUCCUUGGCUACUGUGUCCUCUACCAGCUGAUCAGUGGAGGUGAUGCAAAGCGCAUCAACGUGACGAACCCAGCAGAGAACUCUGUGAUCAUCCAGGACCUGCUGCCCAACCACUCCUACCUAUUUAAGGUGAAGGCUCAGAGCCAGGAGGGCUGGGGCCAGGAAAGAGAAGGAGUCAUCACCAUCGAGUCUGCAGUCGAUCCCAAGAGUCCCCUCAGCCCAAUGCCAGGCUCACCAUUCACUCUGAGCACCCCCAGUGCUCCAGGCCCCUUGGUCUUCACUGCUCUGAGCCCCGAUUCGCUGCAGCUCAGCUGGGAGAAACCUCGCAAACCCAACGGAGACAUCCUGGGCUACGUGGUCACCUGCGAACAGCUGCACGGUGGAAGUGACACACGUUCCUUCCAGGUGAACGGCGACAGUGCUGAGACCAGCCUCACUGUCCCCAACCUGACUGAGAACAUUCCCUACAAGUUCAAAGUUCAGGCUCGAACCACACAGGGCUUCGGUCCAGAGAGGGAGGGCAUCAUCACCAUCGAAUCUCAAGAUGGAGGUGCACUGUCUCAGUACAGUAACCAGUCAAUGUCAAUGAGGGAGGUUUUCCAAAUGCCAACAGAAGUCAGCACACGGACCAACAUCUCACACAUCGACAAUAACCAGUCAAUGUCGAUGAGGGAGGGUUUCCAAAUGCCAACAGAAGUCAGCACACGGACCAACAUCUCACACAUCGACAAUAACCAGUCAAUGUCGAUGAGGGAGGUUUUCCAAAUGCCAACAGAAGUCAGCACACGGACCAACAUCUCACACACCAUGGUCGACGACCCCUACUUCUCAGAGGGGAUGAUGAUGACCACACAGCACUCGGAGACCAGCGGCAUGGUGACUCGUCAGAUCACCAAGGAGGUGGUUGAGAGGGGCUUCAUAGGAGGAACAACUGUCACAAAGAAGAUGUUUUAUGAAUCAUAAGAUUCUAUUUAACUGUGCCCAAGUUCACACCCAAAGGUCCCAACAGGAAUCUCGGUGCAUUUUCACACCUAGCAUCAUGUCUUUGUUACAUUGUACAGUUUACAUUUGAUCCAUUUAGUCUUGGAUUCACAUUGUAAUUUAGCAAGACACUAUAGCCUGUAUGACAUGCAUGCGUCCUGUCGUCAUCACCUAUGUGGGCUGUCACUUGACGUUGAUUGGUUGGUAGUCGGACGUGCAUCUGACGUGGGCGUGUUGUCAGUUCGGCAGGUAGCAGUCUUUCUAUUUGAAUGGAGAAAAUAAAUUAACCAGUUCAUUUUGUUACCGCCAAUAAUAUUUAAUGGUAUUUCUACCAGCAUCACCAACUUGAGGCUCAGUACUUGACACUACACUUCGAAUGCGCCAAAUGAACGUCCUCGUUGUUCAAACAUUAUAUCAUCACAGGGAAAACUAUGAGCAAUCCUGUGAGCUGCUUCGACUUUCUUCUUCUUUUGUUUAAUGCUCUUUCAACGUCCUGCAAUUGGCCCGAAAGUCUGAACAACCCAAAAAAGUGUUUUCAAACCGCAAAUGGUCAGAACCGUGGUUCAGUUUGAACUCGACUGAGACCACCUCUUUUGGUCUGACUCAAUUUCAGUCUGUAGAUCUGGACCCUGGUCUGAGGCAACUUAUUUUCAGACCUGUUAUUUUGGUUCUUGUAGCCCCACAGCAAGAUGGUUCGAAUCCCAGUUCGGGCGGGAUCUUUCUGUGUGGUGUUUGCAUGUUAUCCCCAUGUUUACGCGGGUUUUCUCCGGGUUCUCCCACAAUCAGAAUACAUGCAAAGACAUGCAGAUUGGUAGUAGGUUAAUUGGAGACUUUAAAUUGACCAUAGGUGUGAAUAUGAGUGUGAGUGAUUGUUUGUCUCUGUAUGUUGUCGACCCAUCCAGGGUUAACCCCACCUCAACUGGGAUUGGCUCCAGUUUACCCUUUGGCCCUUUAAAAGGAUAUGCGGUAUAGAUGGACUAAAGUCCAGCCUAAACAAGUAGUUGUGAAAGUGCUCUGAGAUUCUCUGUCUAUAUGUUAGUUAUAUUUUGGGUGUGGGUGUGAUAUUAUGCGACCAAAAAAAAACAAAAGUCAACUGAUACAAGUGUAAAUAAAAGGAGAGGAGGCUGUUUUGUUCUUCUGGCAUGUCUGUUACACACUGUGGCCACUGUUUUGCAUUCAUUGUAACAUUUCUACAACUUUCACUGUUGCACCUGAGACUGUUUCAUCCCACGUUUUCCUUCCAGGAGGAGAAUCCCUCUGUGUUAGACUGCCCUCCUUCUGUCAGUUUAGAUCUGCCAACACACGCUGGGGCUUUACACAGCCCAGCAUGGGUCAGUAAUCUGACUGCGGUUCAUUAAUCCAAAGUGACCCUUCUCCGCUUGUCUCCUGUCCCCCCCCACCCGUCUGUAAGAAACGCUUUGUGUGCAAUCAGCGACGUGUUUUUUGACUCUUUCAGGAUGAACUCGCCAAAUCUUCAACCCAUGUUUUGUCUGAAAGCUUUCUGACCUGCAUGAAGGUUUGGCUUCGUGUUUGUGGCGGAUGCUGUACACAUUAAAUUUUCAGCUGUCCUGAGGGGAGGAGAGCACGGAGGUGGUGUGUUUGGGACUUGGUUCAUAGAUUUUUUAUGAUAUUAAAAUGUGAUAAAGCUUUCUCCCAGCAUAUUUCAUACUUUUGAAAAGAUUUUUAUCCAAUCGGAUUGACUUAAAUGAAUUAAAUGCCAAAUAUAGAAAGAUCUUAUACGCUCAUUUCCUACUGUCAAGCUAAGGGCAUGGUUAUGAUCUCAAAACUCGAUUUGAUACAACAUGCUUUUGCGUUUCAGAUGUUUAAUGAUGUUUCCUGUGUGUUUACCGUUGUAUUUUGCAUUUUGAGUGGAUUAACAUUUCAAUGAGAGCUUGUUUUUAAAAGAAACGGUAUGUAAAGACAGAAAGAUUGUAUUUGCUUCAAUGCAUGUCCUACUGUGUUUUGGGCUUGAAUUUAGAUGAAAAUGCUUUUGUAAAACAUUUUGAGAGGAUUUUUGUUAAGAAAUAAAGAUACAUAUAAGUGAAUUUCACCAAAAA